Messenger RNA from Caenorhabditis remanei, 453 nucleotides. RefSeq lists its product as uncharacterized. Lineage: Eukaryota; Metazoa; Nematoda; Chromadorea; Rhabditida; Rhabditidae. The record is from RefSeq and is a predicted model, not a curated record. The transcript has a single exon. The coding region runs from base 1 to 453 and encodes 150 amino acids.
AUGGAAGACCUGAAAAACCUGCAAAUAAAACAAGAAAUUAACUUUAUUCAACAAGAAAUGAUUGGAUUUUGGAUAUUUGUGGCCCUAAAGAGGGCCGUUGGGUUCGGUGGGUUUUUUGGAAGAAGGUUCUUAUUCCUUGUCUCCUCCAGUCUUCUUUGGAAGAAGAACGGCUUGGAUGUUUGGAAGAACUCCUCCCUGGGCGAUGGUCACUCCAGCCAAAAGCUUGUUGAGUUCUUCGUCGUUGCGGACGGCGAGUUGAAGAUGUCUUGGAGCGAUACGGGUCUUCUUGUUGUCACGGGCAGCGUUUCCAGCCAACUCGAGGACUUCAGCAGCGAGAUACUCGAGAACAGCGGCGAGGUAGACUGGGGCUCCAGCUCCAACACGUUGAGCGUAGUUUCCUUUGCGAAGGAUACGGUGAAGACGACCGACUGGGAAUUGGAGUCCAGCUCUUGA